AUGACUUCGACAAGCUUACGCAGACUGCCGAUGCGCAGCGCAGAGCAGCAGCAGCACACGCAGGACGAGAACGCGUUUCCGACCAAGUCGACUCGCUCGUGUUCUGCUCAGAUGGCGUUGGGUACUUCGUCGCCGUCGACGUCCGUGUCGCAGGUAGCUGCGGCUAGUAUCGGAAGGAUGCGCUCGCCGUCCAAGCUGCCUACGCUGAGUGACAUUGCGGCUCGACUGAACCGCGAUCGAGAGACCACACCCAGCAGUUCGCCGAUCAAGCAGCGGCCCUUUUCCACCACCACCACUCCGGACGCCACAGGAGCGGACGCAGCAGCUCGACCAAGACUCGAAUUGACGGGGCGCAUUACAGGAUCACCCAAACCGCCUGCGCAGCCGUACUCCGAUCGCAACGGUCCUGUCCUCUCGUCGUCGGCGGUGGCAGCUUCGGCCUUGGCGUCUCCCUCCAAACUUGGAAAUGGAGAUGCAGGGAGGAUCAAUGAGCAGUGGUCGCUGCCGUCCGUGUCGUCUCCUAAAGCGACGGGUUCGGGCGCAUCUUCUCCGAGCAAACGUAUGCUGGCCAAGGGUCUGCCUAGCCUGGAAGAGAUCCGCGAUCGCAUGGCUCGCAAAGGUUUGGCCAGUGGUGACGAAGGCAGUCCUCAGUUGCCUCUGACCCCGCCAUCGCCCGCCAAGCCGGUGGUAUUCGACAAGUCUCCAGAGGCGAAGCAGCCAUCCGUAUCGCCUGUGACGGCAAAGCCAGCAGUUGCAGAGCAAAAGCCACCAGCCGCUCAAAGCCUCGCCACCAAGCCCGUCGGUCUACGAGUAGCCACAAGCCCCGGUCUCGCUACUCCCAGCGGCGUCCGUCUCAAUCACCCCCUUCCUGCACCUCCCUCCAAGUCCCCCACCUACCCGCUCCAGCACGAAUGGACGCUCUUCUUCGACAGCCGUGCCACCGCGCCCCCUACGCCCGGGUUCGCACCCUCCCCCGCCGACGUCGCCUCAUGCUCUUCCUCGUCGGUGCCUUCGACGCCGACAAGCCUCAGCGCGUGGGAAGCAAACCUGCGCACGAUCGGGAGCUACUCGCACGUCUCGACGUUUCUCUCGUGCUUCUCCAAGCUGCACCGCCCCUCGCAGCUCGAGCGGCACUCGUCGUACCACGUGUUCAAGGACGGCAUCAAGCCCAUGUGGGAAGACCCGCGCAACGCCGACGGAGGCAAAUGGGUGAUUACGUUCCGGCAGCGGAAUGCGGCGCUGGUGGACCGGAGCUGGCUGUGGCUGGUGCUGGGGCUGAUUGGCGAGGAGCUCGAUGGUGCCGAUGAGUGCUGUGGCGCGGUGUGCAGUGUCAAGCCUCGCGGGGAUCGGAUUGCGCUGUGGAUCAAGAAGGGCGUGAGCGGGGUGGAUGGGUGCAAUCGCGUCGGGAGGAGGCUGGUGGAGCUGUUGGAGCUCGAGCGCGAGCCGGGCGUGCUGGUCGAGUUCAGCAGUCAUUCCUCCGCGGCUGGUGCUGCGAAGGAGGGGUUGUGGACGUUGAACAACCCCGUGCAGGUCAUCAGGUCUCCGAAUGUCGCGACAUUCGCCGCGGGCGGUAGUGAUAGCGCAAGGCUCUCUCCAGGCUCCGCUCAACAGAACGCCCCGCUUUCACCGCAGAACAGAACCGCCCGCGCCGUCAGCCCCAACCCCAACCCCUUCACCGAACCGUAUUCCAGGCUCACCGGCCAGCACACUUCCACCACAAACAUGUUCGGCCGCUCCUCCCCCAUCCCCGCCGCUGCUGCCCAACAACCCGCCAUCGGCACUCUGGGUCAGUCGCUCGGCUUGGGCAUCGGCAAUGCUUCGCCCAACUCCUCGCCUAACCUCAGCGAUACCGCGGCACGAACGGGCAGGAAGUUGGUCGGCAAGAACAGCUUUUCGGGCCAGACAGGCGAGAUGGCGUUCAGUUGGAGAAACGGUACUGCUCGCAGCCCCAGUCCUCAGCGCAAAGACGGCGCCUGGCAGGGUGCGGAGAGAAGUAGGAGCUCGUCGCCUUUCAAGCCCUAG
This is a messenger RNA of Sporisorium graminicola, 2022 nucleotides long. RefSeq lists its product as uncharacterized. NCBI's taxonomy places the organism in Eukaryota, Fungi, Basidiomycota, Ustilaginomycetes, Ustilaginales, Ustilaginaceae. Gene Ontology annotation, molecular function: translation initiation factor activity; RNA 7-methylguanosine cap binding. Bases 1 to 2022 code for a protein of 673 amino acids. Gene Ontology annotation, biological process: translational initiation. Gene Ontology annotation, cellular component: eukaryotic translation initiation factor 4F complex. The record is from RefSeq and is a predicted model, not a curated record. The transcript has a single exon.